GGAUUCGAUUUGUGCGGGGCUGAAGUUCUGGUACCUGAACUCCCUUUUCUUCUAUUCCCUCCCGUUUUCUCUGCAACUGCCAAACCCGAGACCUUCACUCGUAUUUCUCUAUUCGAGUUGCUAUUAAAGCUUCGUCUCUCACAGUCUUUACAUCAGGUUUUACAUUCAAUAUAUAGUUGGUACUCAUGGGAACUGAGGUUGCUGUCGACAAGGAAGCUAAUGGAAACUUGUUAGAUGAGAAGAAGGUCAAAGUUGUUUUUGUUUUGGGUGGUCCAGGCAGUGGAAAGGGCACUCAGUGUGCCAAUAUAGUUGAACACUUUGGGUACACCCAUCUCAGUGCUGGUGAUCUUCUUCGAGCUGAAAUUAAAUCUGGUUCUGAAAAUGGUACAAUGAUACAAAACAUGAUAAAGGAGGGAAAGAUUGUCCCUUCAGAGGUUACAGUUAAGCUUCUCCAGCGAGCAAUGCAGGAAAGCAAUAAUGACAAAUUCCUCAUUGAUGGAUUUCCACGUAAUGAAGAGAACCGUGCUGCAUUUGAGAAUGUUACAAAAAUUAUUCCAGAAUUUGUACUAUUUUUUGAUUGUGCAGAAGAGGAGAUGGAGAGACGUCUUUUAAAUAGGAACCAGGGAAGGGAAGAUGACAACAUUGACACAAUCCGAAAGCGGUUCAAGGUUUUUGUAGAAUCCAGUCUCCCUGUGGUUGAGCAUUAUGAGUCAAUGGGGAAGGUUCAGAAGAUUGAUGCCGGAAAGCCUAGAGAAGAGGUUUUUGGGGCAGUCAAGGACAUUUUUUCCCCAAUUGAUGAAAAGAUUGAUGCCGGAAAGCCUAGAGAAGAGGUUUUUGGGGCAGUCAAGGACAUUUUUUCCCCAAUUGAUGAAAAGAUUGAUGCCGGAAAGCCUAGAGAAGAGGUUUUUGGGGCAGUCAAGGACAUUUUUUCCCCAAUUGAUGAAAAGGCUAAUAAAAAUGUUUGAAUUACAAUUUCAAUGGCGAACAUAGUCUGGAUAGAGGUUGCAGUAGUGUAGUUUAUAUUAGGGUUUCUGAGGGCAGCAUAUUUGUUGAUUUU
This is a messenger RNA of Nelumbo nucifera (sacred lotus), 1057 nucleotides long. Lineage: Eukaryota; Viridiplantae; Streptophyta; Magnoliopsida; Proteales; Nelumbonaceae. The record is from RefSeq and is a predicted model, not a curated record.